Musa acuminata subsp. malaccensis (wild Malaysian banana) is the source of this 4118-nucleotide messenger RNA. RefSeq names its product protein TPR3. Gene Ontology annotation, biological process: regulation of DNA-templated transcription. Gene Ontology annotation, molecular function: protein binding. The record is from RefSeq and is a predicted model, not a curated record. Lineage: Eukaryota; Viridiplantae; Streptophyta; Magnoliopsida; Zingiberales; Musaceae.
CUUAUCCUAGAGAAGCAGUUCAACCUCUCCGAUUUGUCUACGUUUGCCUAUAAAUCGACCCAUCCGUGUCGCAAACUGGGCCAAUAUUCUUCUUCUGUUUCUGUUCCGCUUUCCUUUUCGAUUUCUGCAGGUUUCUACCUAAAUUAUUGGUCUCUGGUCUCGCUUCCUCCCUCCGAUCGCUCGUCGUCGUCAUCUCCCCCGUCUUCUUCUUGGAGGGUUUCGAGGUGGAGACGGCGCAAGACGAUGUCAUCUCUCAGUAGAGAGCUGGUGUUUCUGAUACUGCAGUUCCUCGAUGAGGAGAAGUUUAAAGAAACAGUUCACAAGCUUGAGCAGGACUCUGGCUUCUAUUUCAAUAUGAAGUAUUUUGAGGAUGAGGUGCAUAAUGGAAAUUGGGAUAACGUUGAGCGUUACCUCUCUGGCUUUACCAAGGUUGAUGACAACCGGUACUCCAUGAAGAUAUUUUUUGAAAUCCGGAAGCAGAAGUACCUUGAAGCAUUGGACAAACAUGACCGAGCAAAAGCUGUUGAAAUCCUUGUGAAGGAUUUGAAGGUCUUUGCCUCGUUCAACGAGGAAUUAUUUAAGGAAAUCACACAACUUUUAACUUUGGAGAAUUUCAGGGAAAAUGAGCAACUUUCGAAGUAUGGGGAUACAAAAUCAGCUCGGACAAUAAUGCUUGUUGAGCUUAAGAAGCUGAUUGAAGCAAACCCACUAUUCCGAGAUAAACUGCAGUUGCCGAACCUAAAGAGUUCUAGAUUGCGCACUUUAAUUAACCAGAGUUUAAACUGGCAGCAUCAGCUAUGCAAAAACCCUAGGCCAAAUCCAGACAUUAAAACUUUAUUUGUUGAUCAUUCAUGUGGACAACCAAACGGUGCACUUGCACCAUCACCAGCAAACAGUCCACUGCUUGGAUCCAUGCCGAAAGCAGGAGGUUUUCCUCCAUUGGGUGCUCAUGGGCCUUUUCAACCUGCACCAGCACCAGUUCCUACGCCCCUUGCUGGCUGGAUGUCUAAUCCUCCAGCUGUUGCUGGUGGAGCUAUUGGACUCAGUGCACCUACAAAUCCUGUUGCAAUUUUGAAGCAUCCGAGGACUCCUCCGACAGCCAACCCUUCUAUCGAGUAUGGAGAUUCUGAUCAUGUGCCAAAACGAACAAGGCCUCUUGGAAUAUCUGAUGAGGUAAACCUGCCUGUGAAUAUACUGCCAGUUUCCUAUCCUCAAAAUCAUAACCAGGCUAUGUACACCCUGGAGGACUUGCCAAAGAUGGUUGCACGAACGCUGAGUCAAGGCUCAAACCCCAUGAGCAUGGAUUUUCAUCCAAUCCAGCAGACUAUUCUUCUUGUUGGUACAAAUGUGGGUGACAUCGCAUUAUGGGAUGUAGGCUCUAGGGAGAGGUUAAUCCUUACGAACUUUAAGGUUUGGGAAAUUGGAUCUUGCUCCAUGUCCCUUCAGGCUUCUUUGGUUAAGGAUCCUGCUGUGUCAGUUAAUCGCAUCAUAUGGAGCCCAGAUGGCUCCUUGUUUGGUAAGCUUGUAAAAACAAGUAUUUUUUGUUUUGUAUCUUAUAUACUAAUUCCAUGCACCAAGAAAAUAGAAGACUAUCAGGGACUUGUCACAGUAAUCCUUCCUCAACAUUGUGUAGGUGUUGCUUAUUCAAGGCACAUUGUCCAAAUAUUUUCUUAUCAUGGUGCUGAUGAUAUCAGACAGCACUUGGAGAUUGAUGCUCAUACUGGCGGUGUCAAUGAUGUUGCAUUUGCUCAUCCUAAUAAACAGCUUUCAAUUAUAACCUGUGGAGAUGACAAAACAAUUAAGGUGUGGGAUGCAACUAGUGGCACAAAACAUUACACCUUUGAGGGGCAUGAAUCACCUGUUUAUUCUGUUUGCCCACAUCACAAGGAGAACAUUCAGUUCAUCUUUUCAACAGCAUUAGAUGGAAAAAUAAAAGCAUGGUUGUAUGACAAUUUAGGAUCGAGGGUGGAUUAUGAUGCUCCUGGACAUUGGUGUACCACAAUGGCCUAUAGUGCUGAUGGUUCGAGGCUCUUUUCAUGUGGGACCAGUAAAGAAGGGGAAACGUUCAUUGUGGAGUGGAAUGAAAGUGAAGGAGCCGUGAAGAGGACAUACCAAGGAUUUCGAAAACGUUCCCUAGGUGUUGUGCAAUUUGAUACCACACGAAAUCGGUUUUUGGCUGCUGGCGAUGAAUUUCUGAUUAAGUUCUGGGAUAUGGAUAAUACUAGUCUAUUAACAACGAUUGAUGCUGAUGGUGGCCUACCAGCAAGUCCAAGGAUACGGUUUAACAAGGAGGGAACACUAUUGGCUGUCUCUACACAUGAUAAUGGAAUUAAAAUUUUGGCAAAUUCUGAUGGGCUUCGUCUGUUGCGCACACUUGAAAAUCAUUCUUUUGAUACUUCCAGAACUGUUUCAGAGACAGUAACAAAGCCGAUAAUAAGCCCAUUGUCUGCUGCUGCUGUUGCAACGACUUCUGGAAUAACUGAUAGAACUGCUCUACCACCUAUGGCGAUAGCUGGAAUGAGCGGUGAUUGCAGAAACUUGGUGGAUGUAAAACCUAAAAUUGCUGAUGAAUCGAUGGACAAAUCAAAGAUCUGGAUACUUUCUGAACUUAAUGAACCAACUCAGUGUCGAUCUUUAAGGCUUGUGGAUAAUCUUAGAACAAGCAAGAUUUCAAGACUGAUUUACACCAAUUCUGGCUUUGCCAUCUUGGCUUUAGCAUCAAAUGCAAUUCAUCUCCUCUGGAAGUGGCCUCGAAAUGAACGCAAUUCAAGUGGAAAGGCAACUGCAAGUGUUGCCCCUCAACUGUGGCAACCACCAAGUGGUAUAUUGAUGACUAAUGAUAUAACUGACACAAAUCCUGAAGAACCAGUCCACUGCUUUGCAUUGUCGAAGAAUGAUUCUUACGUCAUGUCAGCUUCAGGAGGGAAAAUAUCCCUAUUCAACAUGAUGACAUUUAAGACUAUGACGACAUUCAUGCCCCCCCCACCUGCAGCAACUUUUCUUGCAUUUCAUCCUCAAGACAAUAAUAUAAUUGCUAUAGGAAUGGAUGAUUCUACAAUUCAAACCUACAAUGUCCGUGUUGAUGAGGUUAAGAGUAAACUUAGAGGCCACUCAAAGAGAAUUACUGGCCUUGCCUUCUCAAAUGUUCUAAAUGUGCUGGUUUCAUCUGGAGCUGAUGCUCAGCUUUGUGUGUGGGGAACUGACGGAUGGGAGAAACAGAGAAGCAGAUUUUUGCAAAUUCCCUCUGGGUAUACUCCAUCAACGAUCUCAGACACACGUGUGCAGUUCCAUCAAGAUCAAAAACACUUCCUAGUUGUGCAUGAGACCCAGAUUGCUAUAUUUGAGACAACUAAACUAGAAUGCAUGAAGCAGUGGGCUCCUCGUGAUGGUUCUGCGCCCAUAUCUCAUGCAACAUUGUCUUGUGACAGUCAGUUGAUAUAUGUUAGUUUCUUGGAUGCCACUGUAUGUAUAUUCAAUGCCAUGAACCUGAGGCUCAGAUGUCGGAUCCUUCCUGCUGCUUAUCUCCCUCCCAGUGUCAGCACAACUGUGUACCCAGUCGUGAUUGCCGCACAUCCUUCAGAGCCAAACCAAUUUGCCUUGGGUCUGACAGAUGGCGGUGUACAUGUAUUAGAGCCACUGGAAUCUGAAGGGAAAUGGGGUGUCAGUCCACCUGCUGAGAAUGGAUCAGCGAGCAACAUGUCGACACCGCCCCCUGCAGGAGCUGCCUCUAGUUCAGAUCAACCACAGAGGUGAUCGAUAGUAUUGCAACCACAGUAUCUAACCCCUUUGCUCCCUCUGUCAUAAUUCUUAAUGGUUGAGUGGCCGAGUCAGGGCAUGCAGUCUCAGAUAGGUUUAGAAAGCUAGAACCUAAAAAAUUAGCCAAGGGUUUUCUCCAUUAGGGUUUAUGUUGUUCUGCAUGUUGGAAUAGAAUUACACCAUGACAGCAUUAGAUUAUAUUCCUUGCUUGUUCGGAGAAGGCUGUCUUUUUCGUGGAUCAAUCAGAAUGCAGAAAUGUGAAGUUUGUUUGAACUGCAAUUUAUCAACAUGAAAUAUUUGCCACUCUUGUUUUAUUACAGAUUUUUCUUUUACUUUAUCUAUGAUUAGAGCAAAAUAGAAUU